This is a messenger RNA of Bicyclus anynana (squinting bush brown), 555 nucleotides long. RefSeq lists its product as uncharacterized. The record is from RefSeq and is a predicted model, not a curated record. The transcript is spliced from 2 exons. The coding region runs from base 1 to 555 and encodes 184 amino acids. Lineage: Eukaryota; Metazoa; Arthropoda; Insecta; Lepidoptera; Nymphalidae. Gene Ontology annotation, molecular function: GTPase activity; GTP binding.
AUGUUAAACGGGACAGACAAGGGGGGGCCUUCUAUCCAAUCGUCCCCAGUGAAAGUGUCCCCCUCGCCUGUGAGAGCGUCAUCAAGCCCCGUGCGAGCGCCGCCGUCGCCUUUAAAAUCCUCGUUGUCCCCAGCGGGGAAACAAAGGUCACCGAGGAGAUGCCAGUUUGCCCCUCCGGUAGAAGACGCAAGGGAUAAGUGUGGUGCUUCCUGGCUUUGCCGCCGAGGUGCUGGCGCUGAAGGUGUGGAAGAGGCGGUCAGAUCAGAGUUACCUGGCCCCAGCGCACCGUUGCCCCAGGGAUGUGAGGAGUCUGCCCCGCCUCCGAAGAACUGCUUUAGACUGGUUAUGUUGGGGUCAGCCCGCGUGGGCAAAACGUCCCUGGUAGCGAGGUUCCUGGGCACGAAGUUCGAGGACAGCUAUACGCCCACCAUAGAAGACUUCCACCGCAAGCUGUACCGGAUCCGUGGAGAGGUGUACCAGCUCGACCUGCUCGACACUUCGGGUAACCACCCGUUUCCUGCUAUGAGGAGACUCUCUUUUUUGACUGGUAGGUAA